GAGAGUAGUGGUGUUAGUGGUGGUAGUAACAGUUGUGUUGCUAGUCCGGCUAUCACGGCUCAUUCUGACAUUGAUCCAGUAAAGGGAGAGGAGAAGGCGGCUUUCUCUCUCGUGUAAUAAAAUAAGAACAACGGCAGAUAUUUAACUUUUUACCUCUGCAUCAAACACUUUCAAGUGAUGUUAGCUGUCGUGUGACAUUGUCAAGCGUGGCAAUGUUGCAGAUUGUCAGGACCAGUUUUAAUAGAAGCUCGCUGGAAAGGCAGAUGAGCAACCUCGCUACCUAAAGCGGUUUUCUCCAUACUUUUAUUGGUCUGAACGAUAUUGCAGCAUGCAGAGGUGGACAAUACAUCUUGAAGGUGGUCCCAAACGGGUCAACCAUGCUGCAGUAGCAAUUUGUAACAGUUUCUGGGAGAGAAUCUUUUCUUUUGGUGGUUAUUGUUCCGGAGAAGACUAUGAGACAACACGGCCCAUGGACGUACACGUCCUCGAUGUUGUCUCCUUACGUUGGAAGAGGCUACCUGUUCCGACGCCUGGUGAUAGCCAGUACAAGCAUGUUCCCUACCAACGUUACGGACACACAGCUGUUGCUCUUGGGGACUGUGUUUUCAUUUGGGGUGGCCGCAAUGAUAAAGAUGGAGCAUGUAAUAUCCUUUAUUGUUUUGAUACAAAUAUGUUCACAUGGUCACGUCCAACAGUUCACGGCGUAAAACCUGGUGCCAGAGACGGUCACUCUGCUUGUGUCAUAAAUAAUAAAAUGUACAUAUUUGGAGGUUAUGAAGAGGCGGUUGAUCGAUUUUCCAACCAAGUGCAAGCUUUGGACUUCGCUACAUAUACUUGGCAACAUAUAAAAAUAAAAGGCAUUCCAGCAAUAUGGAGAGAUUUCCACUCAGCUACAGCUAUUGGUAAUAUCAUGUAUGUGUUUGGUGGUCGGAGUGAUGUUUCCGGGGAGACAUUUUCUAAUCGAGAAAUCUACUGUAAUAAAAUCCAGAUGUUCGAUACAGUCACCAACACUUGGACCCAGACUAAAACUAGUGGAGUAGCCCCAAUUGGACGGCGAAGUCAUUCUGCUUUUGUUUACAAAGGUUAUUUAUAUGUAUUUGGUGGUUUCAAUGGAUUUCAUCAUUUGCACUUCCGUGAUAUCUUCAGGUUUGACCCAGUUCACCAUCAUUGGACAAUGGUUAAGGUGAAAGGCAAAGGACCAUGUCCUCGUCGGAGACAAUGUUGCUGUGUGAUUGGCUCUAGAGUAUUUCUGUUUGGUGGCACAAGCCCUACCAAUCCACAAAAUGAAGCUAACGAAGAAAAUGAUAUGGAUCUCUAUGACCAUUCAGAUCUUCACGUUUUGGAUUUUGCUCCAACAUUGAAGAUGUUGUGUGAGUUAGUUGUUUUGGAACAUAAUUUGGAUACAAGUCUGUUACCAUUAGAUAUAAGGUGGGAACUGCGCGUCAUGACAACCAACAAUGUGAUUACAAAGCCAAGCAACUCAACAGGCUAAGAACUCUACUUAGAAAGAAAGAAAGAAAAAAAGAAAGAAAAACCAAACUAGCAGAGGUGGAUUUUCUCUCCAAGCAGUGGACAUUGGAAUUUUGGAAACAGCUGUAAUUGUUUUAUUUGUAUUUUUUAAACUUUUUUUUUUUUAAUGCUGUUGAGGAACUGAUCAAAUCUCUUGCCACAGUGAAGGAAUUUUGGAAGAAGGUAAACAUUCAAAGAAAACCGAAACAAUAUGGUAAAUACUUGGAAUGUACAAAGAAAAAAAGAAUAAAAAAAGAAACAUGGAGUAGGGAAAUGAAGGGAGACGAUGCUGGCUAUUAAGAAAAGACUUGUGAAUUUGAUGGAAGGAAAAAAAAAAAAAAAGUUU
Octopus bimaculoides (California two-spot octopus) is the source of this 1855-nucleotide messenger RNA. Its product is annotated as kelch domain-containing protein 3. Gene Ontology annotation, molecular function: chromatin binding; protein binding. Gene Ontology annotation, cellular component: cytoplasm. The record is from RefSeq and is a predicted model, not a curated record. NCBI's taxonomy places the organism in Eukaryota, Metazoa, Mollusca, Cephalopoda, Octopoda, Octopodidae.